This is a messenger RNA of Bacillus rossius redtenbacheri, 4626 nucleotides long. It is a transcript of the gene Oseg1, whose product is annotated as intraflagellar transport protein 122 homolog. NCBI's taxonomy places the organism in Eukaryota, Metazoa, Arthropoda, Insecta, Phasmatodea, Bacillidae. The record is from RefSeq and is a predicted model, not a curated record. Gene Ontology annotation, molecular function: protein binding. Gene Ontology annotation, cellular component: intraciliary transport particle A; non-motile cilium. The transcript is spliced from 25 exons. Gene Ontology annotation, biological process: intraciliary retrograde transport; non-motile cilium assembly; protein localization to cilium. Bases 103 to 3804 code for a protein of 1233 amino acids.
UUGUGGCAAAUAAACAUCGAUUUGGUUUAUUGGUUACAUCCUGCGAAAGUAUUUUUGCUGAAUGGAAUAUGUAUUACUUUCCAGCGUGGUGAAAAAAUUAAAAUGAGAGCUGUACCUGCAUGGGUUGAUAAAGUGCAUGACCGAGAUAAACUUGAACAGUGUAUCUACAACCUGUGCUUCAACCCCGAUGGCUCACAGCUGGUUGUGGCAGCAGGACAGAGGGUUUUGGUGUACGACGCCAGCGAUGGCUCGCUCAUACAGCCGCUCAAAGGUCACAAGGAUACGGUGUAUUGCGUUUCGUAUGCCAAAGAUGGGAAACGUUUUGCGUCGGGGAGUGCCGACAAAACUGUCAUCAUCUGGACAUCUAGACUCGAGGGAGUCCUCAAAUAUUCUCACGGUGACGCUCUGCAGUGCCUGGCCUACAACCCCGUGUCGCACCACCUGGCCAGCUGCUCCCUCAGUGACUUUGCCUUCUGGUCUGCCGAGCAGAAGGCAGUCCAGAAGCACAAGUCCGGGGCGCGCAUCAACGCCUGCGCCUGGACCAACGACGGCCAGUACCUUGCCCUGGGUCUGGGCAGCGGCUGCGUGUCCAUCAGGAACAAGGCGGGGGAAGAGAAGAGUCGCAUCGAGAGGCCUGGAGGACCCCAGUGCCCGAUCUGGGCGCUUGCCUGGAACCCCUCCAAGGAAGAAAAUAAUGAUAUCUUAUGUGUGACUGACUGGGGCCAGACACUAUCAUUCUACACAAUGAGUGGUAAACUGGUGGGGAAGGAACGCAGCGUGGGUUUUGACCCGCUGUGCGUCAGCUACUUCAACAAGGGCGAGUACCUGCUGGUCGGUGGCUCCAGCCGCACCUGCCAGCUGAUGACGCGCGACGGCAUCCGGCUGGGCACCGUGGGCGAGGAGCAGUCGUCGUGGGUGUGGUGCUGUGCCGCCCGCCCGGACUCCACCUCCGUGGCUGUUGGUUGCCAGGACGGGACAAUUGCCUUUUAUCAACUCCUGUUCAGCACUGUUCAUGGGCUGUACAAAGAGCGUUAUGCUUUCAGGGAAAAUAUGACAGAUGUUAUAAUCCAGCACUUGCUGACGGAUCAAAAAGUCAGGAUAAAGUGCCGUGAUCUCAUCAAGAAGAUAGCAAUCUACAAACAUCGACUGGCAGUGCAGCUGCCGGAGAGGGUGGUGGUCUACGAGCUGUACUCGGGAGACGCGGCGGGCAUGCACUACCGCGUCAAGGAGAAGAUGAGCCAGCGUCUCGACUGCAACCUGCUGGUGGUGUGCACCGACCACCUGGUGCUCUGCCAGGAGCGCAAGCUGCAGUCCUUCACCUUCGCCGGCUCCAAGGAGCGCGAGUGGCUCAUGGAGUCAGCCAUCCGUUACAUCAAGGUGGUGGGGGGUCCGCCGGGGCGCGAGGGCCUGCUGUUGGGGCUGAGGAGCGGCCACGUGUGCAAGAUCUACCUGGACAACCCCUUCCCCGUGGCGCUGCUGAAGGUGGACGCGGCGGUGCGCUGCCUGGACCUCAGUGCCUCGCGCAAGAAGCUGGCCGUGGUGGACGAGACCAACCGCUGCCUCGUCUACGACAUCGUCAGAGGCGAGCUGCUCUUCCAGGAGCCAAAUGCCAACAGUGUUGCCUGGAACACCCACUGUGAAGACAUGCUGUGUUUCUCUGGGAACAACCUGCUGAGCAUCAAGGCCAGUAACUUUCCUGUACACCAACAGAAGCUGAUGGGCUUUGUGGUUGGACUCUGUGGCUCCAAGAUCUUCUGCCUGCACGUGUCCACCAUGUCGACUAUCGAAGUACCACUGUCAGCUCCCAUGUAUCAGUACAUGGAGAAGAGGAUGUUCGAGGAGGCCUACGACGUGGCGUGCUUGGGUGUGACCGACGGCGACUGGGAGUCCUUGGCCCACUCUGCCCUGGACGGCUUGAACCUCGAUGUGGCGCGCAAGGCCUUCGUUCGCAUCAAAGACCUCAAGUACCUGGAGCUCAUCACCGAUUUCAAGGAACGGCAGCGCAAGGGGGAGAGUGACGAGGUGUUUGCUGCGGACAUCUUGGCGUGUCGAGGGAAGUUCAAAGAAGCUGCCCGCUUGUACCAAAAGCUGGGACAGGAACAGAAGGCUCUCAACAUGUACAUAGACUUGAGGAUGUUUGAUCUAGCCCAGGAAUUCCUUGGUGCUGUGGAGAGCGUGGAUCGCAAGGCUCUGAUCCGCAAGAAGGCGGACUGGGCCAGGAACAUCAACGAGCCGAGAGCAGCUGCAGAGAUGUACCUGUCCGCAGGAGAGACUGCUAAAGCCAUCGAAAUCAUUGGAGAGAAUGGUUGGGUGGACAUGCUGGUGGACGUGGGCCGCCGACUGGACAAGGCGGACCACGAGGGCGUCUCGGCCGUGGCCCGCCACCUGGCCCGCCUGGGGCAGCUCGCCCAUGCCACCGAGAUGUUUCGCAAGCUGGGGGAUGAACGUAGCGUGAUCAUGCUCUACGUGGAUGCCCGUGACUGGAAGGAGGCCUUCUCGCUGGCUGACAAGCUGCCCGAGUACAAGGACCUCGUCUACGUGCCGUACGCCCGCUGGCUGGCCGAGAACGACCAGUUUGUCGAGGCUCAGAAGGCGUUCCACAAGGCAGGCCGCCCUGAUGAAGCAUUUCGCGUGCUGCAGCAGCUGACAGAGAACGCUGUCAACGAGUCGAGGUUCCAAGAUGCUGGCUACUACUAUUGGGUGCUCUCCCUGCAGUGCCUGGACCUGGCCAAUCAGACCCAGGAUGAGGCAGACAAGGUGGAGAUGAUCAGAAAAUAUCAAGAAAAUGACAAACGAGCAUCUAUUUACUACGCUUAUGAGACCAUCCAGAAAUACUUGGAUGAGCCAUUCACCUCGUACCUGCCAGAGGCACUGUUCAACAUCUCUCGGUUCCUCAUGCUGGAGCUGAAGUACCUGCAUCCUAGAGGAGUGUCCUUAUUUGCUGUGCUCUACACUCUUGCUAAGCAAGCUAAAAAUCUUGGCGCCUACAAACUAGCUCGGCAGACUCUGGAGAAAAUACAGGGUUUACGAGUUCCAGCGAAAUUUCAGGAGAACGUGGACCUGGCCUCUCUGAUGGUGCGGGCCAAGCCGUACCAUGACAGCGAGGAGCUGCUGCCCAUGUGCUACCGCUGCUCUACCUACAACGCGCUCAUGAGCAGUGCGGGCAACUGCUGCUCCAACUGCGGGCAGCCCUUUGUGCACUCCUUCGUGUCGUUUGAGAUCUUGCCCCUGGUGGAGUUUCAGCUGGAGGAGGGCAUAUCGGAUGAAGAGGCAGUGCGGCUGAUAGACGCUCCCGCCCCGACCAGUGAAGGCUCGGAGCACGGCGGCUGGAAGCAGAGCGUCGGGGAGAACUACCAGGCCAUGCAGUUUGACGACCAGUCAUCCGCGCCGGACCCAUUCACUGCUCGGCUCAUGAGCUUUGAGACGGACAGCGAGGAGUUUGUGCCGGUGGUAGUGAACCGUGCCACCCUGGAAGCCAUGGAGCCCGGCAGCGUGCUCAUCUGCCGCAGGCCGGUCCCCUUGCGCCGUCAGUUCUACAGGAACCUGCUGCCCGACCUGCAGAUAUCUCUGUGCUCUUCCUGCAACAAGCAAGUGCGCUGUCGGGACUCCCGGGAACUGGCAUUGGUUCUAGCUUGCUCAUCCACCAUCUCCCAGCUCUGUGGCAUGGAGCCCAGCGAGUGGUGGUUCCAGUUAUUUCACGUGGAUGACUUCGAGAUGCAAGUUCUUCAGAAAGGUCACUGCCCAUUCUGCCGAUCUCAGAGCACAGAUAAUGUUAAUGAUGGUACAGAAGAUCUGCUGGUGUGACAUUGAUUUCAAACUGCAGACUGCUGAAGUUACGUUGCACAAACAUCCCACCGAUCAUCUGCGUAUGGUCCAUUGUGAAGUUCAAGCUGUUUUCUGUCCAAGACAGUUUUUUCUGUGAUUCUCCCUCCACCCCCCCCCCCCCCCCCUCACAAGCAUAUUUUAAAAUUAGGAGAGUUUAGUAUAAACUGUAGUAGUAGUAGUAGUAUUUAAACAUCACUUUUAAAAUUCAAACAAUUUUUUAUCUUGAUGUUUUUUUAUCCUGAUGUUUUAAUCAAGAGCACAUUUUAGUGACUUAUAAAAAAUGGAAUUUUUUUUUAUUAUUUUCUCCAGCAAUUUAUGACUUUUUGGACUUGAAUGGCUGAUUUUGACUCAGUUUAGCUAGCAGAGCUGAAGAUUGUAACAUGAGUUAUACUGAUCUACUGACAUGUAACCAUGUGGAAGUUGUAACUUUUUAGAUUGUAAUUUUUUUAUUUUUUUAUUAGUUUUAACAUAUCUAACUACAGCAGUGAGCCAAGGUGGUAGACACCAUACAUAACAACACAAAGACAAGAGUGAAAAACUACUUUUAAAAAAACAGGAAAUACAUAGACAAAACAAUAAAAACAUACACAAAACAAGGCAUACUACAUAAAAUAAAGAAUUAAUUCACUAUUAAAUACAAUGCAAUAUAAUACAAUACAACCUGGGACCAGAAAAAUUUAUCAUGAUAAACUCAAAAAAAUAACGCAAAUUGUGAUGUUUUGAAGGUAAAACGUGAUUUUAUAUAUUUUUUUUGUCUUUUUCGCAAAUUUUUACACAAAUAAACAAAUGUUACCUUUCCUA